Molecule: messenger RNA, 2081 nt
Organism: Cornus florida
Lineage: Eukaryota; Viridiplantae; Streptophyta; Magnoliopsida; Cornales; Cornaceae
Product: transcription factor ICE1-like
Exons: 4
Coding region: 231-1832 (533 amino acids)
Biological process (GO): regulation of DNA-templated transcription
Cellular component (GO): nucleus
Molecular function (GO): sequence-specific DNA binding; DNA-binding transcription factor activity; protein dimerization activity
Source: RefSeq, a predicted model, not a curated record
UACAACAAUCAUAACAGCCCUGAAAACGUAACGUUCACAGCUAUAUGUGUCACAGUUGCCUCAAAUAUGACGUCUGAAAAAGCUACUGCCCUGUUCAUUCUGCAAUGUCCUCUUCUCCAUUUCUUUCUAUAACGUCUCUCUCUCCCCUGAUCUGAAUUCUACUUUUUACUUUGCUCCAUUAUUUUCCUUCAGAUUGCCGAGAAUACCCAUCAAAGAAACUCCGAAAAAUCAUGUUAUCAGAAGUUAACGGCGUUGUUUGGAUGGAAGAUAGAGAUGGUGAAGAAACAGCUUCAUGGGCUCGAAACAACAACAAAGGAACUGUAGAGAACAAAGACGAAAUGGAUUCAAUCCCCACAUUCAAAUCCUUGCUUGACGUUGGAAGCGAAGAAUGGUACGUAACUAACAAUGACAUCCAAAACCACCAUGACAUCAGAGACAUCACCUUCUCACCAAACUUCGCUGAAGCUGAUAACAAUCUGCUGUUACAACCGGUGGACUCGUCCUCUUCUUGUUCACCAUCAUCAGCUUCAGUGUUCAACAAUCUCAAUCCAUCUCAGGUACAGUACUUUUUGCCUCCAAAGCCAACCAUCCCAUCAAACCUCACUGUAAUUCCUAACAACCCAUUAGAUACUAGUUUCGAUCUGGGUUGCGAAACUGGGUUUCUUGAGAAUACCCAAGCCUUGAGUGCUUUGAACAAUGGAGGUGGGGUUUUGAAUGGUUUCACCGAUUUAAGUUCACAAACCCUGAUGGGUACUCCCAACUUGACCUCAGAUCACCACUUCUCAAGUACCCAUUUGCUUCAAUUGACCGGAAACAACGUUACGGCCAGUUCCGGUUUCAAUUGGACGGGAAUUCGAGGUCUUGAAGAGGGUUCUGGUAAUUCUUUGUUUCUGAAUAGGUCUAACCUGUUGAAACCACUGGAGAAUUUUGAUUCCAUUAGCGCACAGCCCACUCUUUUUCAGAAAAGAGCGGCUCUGCGGAGGAAUUUGACCAAUAAUGGUGGCAAUUUGGGGGUUUUGGCUACUGAAGGUAGCAGGGAUUUUGGUAAUGAUGAAGGGUACAAUGGGAAGAGGGAAGUGGGUGAAGUGAUAGGAAAAAAAAGGAAGAACAGCAACUGGAAUGAUGUGGAAGAUGUGACCACUGAUGGGUCGGGUUUGAAUUAUGAUUCUGAUGAAUUUACAGAGAACGUCAAGGGGGAAGAGAGUAUCAAGAAUGGUAGCGUCACUGGUGGUGAUCAGAAAGGGAAGAAGAAGGGGCUUCCAGCUAAAAAUUUGAUGGCUGAAAGGCGCCGCCGGAAGAAGCUCAAUGAUAGGCUUUACAUGCUGAGGUCUAUUGUCCCAAAGAUAAGCAAGAUGGACAGGGCUUCGAUUCUUGGGGAUGCAAUUGAAUACUUGAAGGACCUUCUGCAGAAGAUUAAUGACCUCCACAACGAACUGGAGUCAACUCCUCCUAGUUCUUCAUUGACACCCACUACAACCUUCUAUCCUUUGACGCCCACCGCUCCAACCAUGCCCUGCCGUAUCAAAGAAGAACUUUGCCCGAUUUCCUUUCUGAGCCCAAAUGGACAACCUGCAAAGGUAGAAGUAAGGCUAAGAGAAGGAAGAGGUGUUAAAAUCCACAUGUUUUGUGGCCGCAGACCAGGUCUCUUGCUCUCAACUAUGAAGGCUCUGGAUAAUCUUGGGCUAGAUGUCCAACAAGCUGUUAUCAGCUCCUUCAAUGGAUUUGCAUUGGAUAUCUUUCGAGCUGAGCAUUGGAAGGAAGGUCAAGACGUCCAUCCUGAGCAAAUCAAAGCAGUACUCUUGGAAUCAGCUAGCUUCCAUGGCAUGGUGUAGAUCUCUUUCAGUCAAAUCCAAGCUGCAGCAAGAUUUUGUAGAAUCGGUUUUGUCUUUAUAAGUUUGUGCUCAUGCUUAGCUAGUGAUCGAUUCUGCCAAACCAAUCCAAGUCAUUAGCAGCUUAUAGAUUUUCUGUAGCUUAGUUUAUAUCUAUUCAAAUUGCUCUAUCAAUUGAGCAGAAACUUGAGAACCUAUUAACCUUUAGCUUUUUCUGCUUUGGAAUAAAUCAACUCCUUGGAUUGCCAUACA